CGACACCGGAGCCGGAUGGCGGCUGGAGCGGGGUGCGUCCGUCUUCAUGCAUAAAACAUGGCCCGGGAGGCUCUGCCGGCACUGCAGCUGCCCAGGGCCGCAGCUGAGGGGAGGGAAGGAAGGGCCAGCGCCGAGAUGAGAGGGGCCCACGGAAGCCUGGCUGCACUUUUUUAAAAAGAGAAGUGUUUCUUUUUCUUUCUUUUACAUCUUCAUGCAUCUGGACUUGACUUCCGGGACUGCUGCGCGGCCUUUUCCCCGCCAUGAGCCGGUUCUAGGCGCCCUACACCAUGGUGCUGCCCUCGCGCUUACACUGGAUCCGGAGCAGGCCAUGGAGGGACCGGAUCCGCAGGCGGCAGCUCGACCGGCUGGCGGCCGGACUCCCCGAAACCAUGCUGGCGGGGCCACAGUCCUUCUCGCCCGGCGGGCCCAAUGGGAUCAUCAGAAGCCAGUCCUUCGCGGGCUUCAGCGGCCUCCAGGAGCGACGAUCAAGAUGUAACUCCUUCAUCGAAAAUCCCUCAGCUCUCAAGAAGCCGCAGGCCAGAUUGAAGAAAAUGCACAAUUUGGGACACAAAAACAGCAACCCUCCCAAAGAGCCUCAGCCUAAGCGGGUGGAAGAGGUCUACCGGGCCCUGAAGAGCGGACUGGACGAGUACCUGGAGGUUCACCAGACGGAGCUGGACAAGCUGACGGCCCAGUUAAAAGACAUGAAAAGAAACUCGCGCCUGGGUGUGCUGUACGACCUGGACAAGCAAAUCAAGACGACCGAGAGGUACAUGAGGCGCCUGGAGUUCCACAUCAGCAAGGUGGACGAGCUCUAUGAAGCCUACUGCAUCCAGAGCCGUCUGCAGGAUGGCGCCAGCAAGAUGAAGCAGGCCUUCGCCACGUCCCCCGCCAGCAGGGCCGCGCGCGAGAGCGUGUCGGAGAUCCAGCGGAGCCACAAGGAGUACACGGAGAACAUGUGCUCCAUUGAAGCGGAGCUGGAGAGUCUGCUGGGGGAGUUCUCCAUCAGGAUGAAAGGUCUGGCCGGGUUCGCACGCCUCUGUCCCGGAGACCAGUACGAGGUCUUCAUGAAGUAUGGCCGACAGCGGUGGAGACUGAAGGGCAAGAUGGAAGCGAACGGCAGGCAGAGCUGGGAUGGGGAGGAGACGGUUUUCCUGCCCCUGAUCGUCGGGCUCAUUUCCAUCAAGGUCACGGAGCUCAAAGGGCUGGCGGCGCACACCCUGGUGGGGAGCGUGACCUGCGAGACCAAAGACCUGUUCGCAGCCCGGCCCCAGGCGGUGGCCGUGGACAUCAACGACUUGGGCACCGUCAAGCUGAACCUGGAGAUCACCUGGUACCCCUUCGACGUAGAGGACACGACCCCGUCCUCGGGCACUGGGGCCAAGGCGGCCGCCCUGCAGAGGAGGAUGUCCCUAUACAGCCAGGGCACCCCAGAGACGCCGACUGCCAAGGACCACGCCUUCUUCAGGUGGCUGCGUCCCUCCCCAGACGAGCCUCGGCUGUCUGCCUUCAGUGCCUUGCGAGACACUGUCUUUGCCAAGCUGCACGGCCGCCCUGCCAGCGACCUGCCCUCCCUCGGGCUGAGCCCCCAGGCCGUGCGGGGGCCCCCUGCGGAUCUGCCCGAUGACAUUUUCGACAACAGCAAGGCGGGGGAGAAGGAGCCACUGUCGCUCAGCUUCAGCGACCUCCCCAACGGGGACUGCACGCCCAGCCCCGGGCCCUCUGCCCCCGGCACACGCCCAGGGAUCACCGUCACGCCCGCAGAGUGUGCCCACGGCUGCCCGAGCUCCCUGCAUGCGGGCCUGGAGGACUCGAGCUCUGUGUCGACAGCUGCACCGGGGAAGUCUCCGAGCCGCAGCCCCCGUCCGGGCCCCGAGCGCCUGUUCCUGGAGGACCAGGUGGCCGGGGCGCUCCUGCAGGAGUCGGACGAGGCCUCGGAGCUGAAGCCGGUGGAGCUGGACACCCUGGAGGGGAGCCUCACCAAGCAGCUGGUACCGCGGCUGGAGCCCUGGGCCCCGGAGCAGCCUCCCUGGGAGGGCCCGGCCAGCACCGACGUGGACGGCGAGGGCGGCAGGCACUUCCCGGACGGCAGCCUGGAGGACGCGCUCAGCGGGCUGCUGCUGGCGCUCGAGCCACACAAGGAGCAGUACCGGGCCUUCCGGGAGCUGGGCCGCCAGGUGGCCCGCCUGGACGACAUUCUGAAAUGCAAGCCGGCAGCCAGCCGCAGCAGGGCCUCCAGUCUCAGCGUCACGGUCGAGAGUGCGCUAGAAAGCUUCGACUUCCUGAACACCUCCGAUUUCGACGAGGAGGAGGACGGAGAGGAGGUUUGUGCCGUUGGAGGAGGGGCCGACUCUGUCUUUUCGGACACUGAGACUGAGAAAAACAGUUACAGGGCAGUCCACCCGGAAGCCAGGGGGCACCUCAGUGAAGCACUGACCGAAGACACGGGAGUCGGGACCAGCGUGGCGGGCUGCCCUCUCCCGCUGACCACCGGCAGCGAGAGCCUCGACAUCGCCAUCGCCAGGCACCUGCAGUACUGCACGCAGCUGGUCCAGCAAGUCGUCUUCUCGAGCAGAGCCCCCUUUGUGUCCCGGAGUCUCCUGGAGAAGCUCUCCAGGCAGGUCAGCGUGCUGGAGGAUCUGGUGGCUGUCAGCGACGAGAGCGUGGGGGACAUCAGUUCUGUGGUGGCAGCCAUCCCAGAGUUCCACCAAAAGCUGUCCCUGCUGUCCUUCUGGGCCAAGUGCUGCAGCCCGCUGGGCGUCUACCACAGCCCGGCCGACAGGGUGAUCGCACAGCUGGAGGCCGGCUUCGCCAGGGCCGUCAACGAGGAGCACCCAGGACUCGCCGACCCAGUGUUCCGAACACUGGUGUCCCGCAUCCUGGACCGGGCCGAGCCGCUGCCGCCCUCCUGCCUGUCCUCGGAAGUCGUCACCAUCUUCCAGUAUCACAGCUACCUCACCAGCCACGGCGUGAGUGACCUGGAGAGCCACCUGAGCCAGCUGGCCAGGCAAGUGGCCAUGGCUCAGGCCCUGCAGACGCUCCAGGCCGAGAAGCUGCGGCAGGCGGUGAGUGACCUCGUGCCAAGCCACCUGCCGGUGCCGCAGGAAGUGCUCCGCGCUCUGGCGCUGCUGCUGACACGGGACGACAGCGCGGUGAGCGAAGCCGUGACCCUGUGCCUGGCCGCAGCCUCCAAAAACGAGAUCUUCCGGGAAAAGGCCCUGCUCUACUACUGCGAAGCGCUAACGAGGACAGACCUGCAGCUACAGAAGGCUGCCUGCCUGGCCCUGAGGAGCCUGGAGGCAACUGAGAGCGUCAGGAUGCUGGCGACGCUGUGUCAGUCCGACAGCGAGGAGAUCAGGAGCGUGGCCUCGGAAACCCUCCUGUCUCUGGGAGAAACCGGGCGGCUGGCCUACGAGCAGCUCGACACGUUCCCCCGGGACUGCGUGAAGGUCGGAGGGCGCCCCGGGGCUGAAGUGGCCACCGCCUUCUAGUCGGCAGCGAGCUCUGCCCUGAGUUCUGCCUUCCCGCCGUCUCACUGUCUCACCGCCCCAUCGCCCGGCUGGGGCCAUGGCCCUGGAUGUCUGGCACGCCCAGGUCUGCCAGGGGGACUGGGAAUGUCACCUGGAGGGAGGAUGGCGGUCCCAGCACCUGCCCGCUCGUCCAGGCCGACGGAGGGGGCCACGUGUAACAGAGCGGGUCACGUCGUCCGUCGCGUCUGACCGUACUGAGUGCGUCCUCCUACUACGGAUGGGUGUUGAAUAGCCAUCUCGAUCCUGUUUCGGAAGCCCUACACGCUUGGGAUCACACGCUACUCCAGUAAAGGCCAUACGCUUGCAGUAUUUUCUGUCGUGUCCUCAGGGUUGAGUGACCCCCAACUCCCUAAUUUUACUAUAAUUACAAAGCACCAAAAAAAAAAAAAAAAAUUAUUUUUGAAGACUGCC
Tupaia belangeri chinensis (Chinese tree shrew) is the source of this 3941-nucleotide messenger RNA. RefSeq names its product RHO family interacting cell polarization regulator 2 (gene RIPOR2). NCBI's taxonomy places the organism in Eukaryota, Metazoa, Chordata, Mammalia, Scandentia, Tupaiidae. The record is from RefSeq and is a predicted model, not a curated record.